Molecule: messenger RNA, 691 nt
Organism: Salarias fasciatus (jewelled blenny)
Lineage: Eukaryota; Metazoa; Chordata; Actinopteri; Blenniiformes; Blenniidae
Product: replication factor C subunit 5-like
Exons: 6
Coding region: 95-691 (198 amino acids)
Biological process (GO): DNA repair; DNA-templated DNA replication
Cellular component (GO): DNA replication factor C complex; nucleus
Molecular function (GO): ATP hydrolysis activity; DNA clamp loader activity; ATP binding
Source: RefSeq, a predicted model, not a curated record
CACAGAGCGCGGCAAACAGCCGUCAACAGCAGAAGGAAGAACUUUUAUUUCUUCAAGUAUUCACCUCUGAUUAAACACACGAUUAACCGGGCACAUGGCGUCCACGAGUAAAGCGCAGCUCCAGACCCGCAAUCUCCCCUGGGUUGAAAAGUACAGACCACAGUCGCUCGAUGAUCUGAUCUCGCAUAAAGAUAUCCUGAGCACCAUCCAAAGGUUCAUCAGCGAGGACAAACUUCCCCAUCUGCUGUUCUACGGCCCCCCGGGAACAGGGAAGACCUCCACCAUCCUGGCCUGUGCCCGACAGCUGUACAAGGAGAAAGAGUUCAACUCCAUGGUGUUGGAGCUGAACGCCUCGGACGACCGAGGUAUCGACGUGGUUCGAGGCCCCGUCCUGAGUUUUGCCAGCACCAGGACCAUCUUCAAGAAGGGCUUCAAGUUGGUGAUACUGGACGAGGCUGAUGCCAUGACCCAGGAUGCCCAGAAUGCAUUGCGGCGAGUCAUCGAGAAGUUCACAGAAAACACUCGCUUCUGCCUGAUCUGUAACUACCUGUCCAAGAUCAUCCCGGCUCUGCAGUCCCGCUGCACCAGGUUCCGCUUCGGCCCGCUGUCCCCGGACCAGAUGAUCCCCCGGCUGGAGCACGUCAUCCAGCAGGAGAGGUGGCCAAAAGUCGCAGAUUUUUAUCUCGUCUGA